GGCCCGGUCCUGAGCGCCCCGCCAUGGCUCGCGCCCCCAGCCCGCUCUGCCUGGCGCUGCUGCUGCUCGGGGCGGUGGGCAGGGUCGGCCCCCGCCCCCAGGGUGCCACUGUGUCCCUCUCGGAGACAGUGCAGAAAUGGCGAGAAUACCGACACCAGUGCCAGAGAUUCCUGACUGAGGCUCCCACCCCAGCCACAGGUCUGUUCUGCAAUCGGACCUUUGAUGAGUAUGCCUGCUGGCCAGACGGGCUGCCAGGCUCGUUCGUGAAUGUCAGCUGCCCCUGGUACCUGCCCUGGGCCAGCAGUGUGCUGCAGGGCCGGGUUUACCGAUUCUGCACAGCGGAGGGCCUGUGGCUGCGCCAGGACAACUCCAGCUCGCCCUGGAGGAACCUGUCAGAAUGCGAGGAGUCCAAGCCAGGGGAGAGAAGCUCCCCAGAGGAGCAGCUCCUGUCCUUUUCCAUCAUCUACACAGUGGGCUACACGCUCUCCUUCUCCGCUCUGGUCAUCGCCUCCGCCAUCCUCCUGAGCUUCAGACACCUGCACUGCACCCGGAACUACAUCCACCUGAACCUGUUUGCAUCCUUCAUCCUGCGAGCCCUGUCCGUCUUCAUCAGGGAUGCGGUCCUCAAGUGGAUGUACAGCACGGCCCCCCAGCAGCACCAGUGGGAUGGGCUCCUCUCCUACCAGGAUUCUCUGGGCUGCCGCCUGGUGUUCCUGCUCAUGCAGUACUGCGUGGCAGCCAACUACUACUGGCUCCUGGUGGAGGGUGUGUACCUGUACACACUUCUGGCCUUCUCCGUCUUCUCCGAGCAGCGCAUCUUCAGGCUAUAUCUGAGCAUAGGCUGGGGUGUUCCCCUGCUGUUUGUUAUCCCUUGGGGCAUUGUCAAGUACCUCUAUGAGGAUGAGGGCUGCUGGACCAGGAACUCCAACAUGAAUUACUGGCUCAUCAUCCGGCUACCAAUUCUCUUUGCCAUUGGGGUGAACUUCCUCAUCUUUAUCCGGGUCAUCUGCAUUGUGGUGUCCAAGCUCAAAGCCAAUGUCAUGUGCAAGACAGACAUCAAGUGCAGACUUGCCAAGUCCACACUGACACUCAUCCCUCUGCUGGGGACCCACGAGGUCGUCUUUGCCUUUGUGAUGGACGAGCACGCCCGGGGGACGCUGCGCUUCAUCAAGCUGUUCACAGAGCUGUCCUUCACCUCCUUCCAGGGGCUGAUGGUCGCCAUCUUGUACUGCUUUGUCAACAAUGAGGUCCAGCUGGAGUUUCGGAGGAGCUGGGAGCGCUGGCGGCUCAAGCACUUGCACACCCAGGGGGACAGCAGCAUGAGGCCCCUCAAGUGCCCCACCAGCAGCCUGAGCAGCGGGGGCACCGUGGGCAGCAGCGUCUAUGCAGCCACCUGCCAGGCCUCCUGCAGCUAAGACCCCCGCACCUGCCCUCCCUGUGGUCUCGCUGCUGGCUGGCUGGCUGGCCAUCCCAGGAGGAGAGAAAAACCGAUUGCUGCUGAACUGAGGAGGAUUUCUUCCCAUGAAACCACCAGGCCCCUGGGGUACCCCAAGACAGAGCAGCAAAUCAGCCCCGGACUCGCACUCAAGGUCAAUGGCUUAUUAGCGGGAUUGCGGCAUGCGAGAGAAGAGGCUCGUAUAACCCAGCCACACAGAGCUGAGGGAACGUGAGCCAACCCUGCUUGCCUCCGGUUGGGUCACCGUCCCCACCACCUCCCCGUGAAGGGAUGCUUCUCCCACGUCUGUGUUGCUUGUUCACCUUGCCUGGUCAUCUCACCACCCAGCUUCUUGGCGGGGGCUUUGUCUGGGCUUCCAGCGGCAGCUAUUUCUAGAAGUGGCUGUGGGUGGUGCUGGGCGUGAAAGCUGAGAAGGUACC
Messenger RNA from Lontra canadensis (Northern American river otter), 1875 nucleotides. It is a transcript of the gene GLP1R, whose product is annotated as glucagon like peptide 1 receptor. The record is from RefSeq and is a predicted model, not a curated record. Gene Ontology annotation, cellular component: plasma membrane. NCBI's taxonomy places the organism in Eukaryota, Metazoa, Chordata, Mammalia, Carnivora, Mustelidae. The coding region runs from base 24 to 1415 and encodes 463 amino acids. Gene Ontology annotation, molecular function: glucagon receptor activity; peptide hormone binding. The transcript is spliced from 14 exons. Gene Ontology annotation, biological process: adenylate cyclase-activating G protein-coupled receptor signaling pathway; cell surface receptor signaling pathway.